This is a messenger RNA of Suricata suricatta (meerkat), 2131 nucleotides long. RefSeq names its product phospholipase C zeta 1 (gene PLCZ1). NCBI's taxonomy places the organism in Eukaryota, Metazoa, Chordata, Mammalia, Carnivora, Herpestidae. Gene Ontology annotation, cellular component: nucleus. The transcript has 14 exons. Gene Ontology annotation, molecular function: phosphatidylinositol-4,5-bisphosphate phospholipase C activity; calcium ion binding. Gene Ontology annotation, biological process: positive regulation of cytosolic calcium ion concentration involved in egg activation; lipid metabolic process; intracellular signal transduction. The record is from RefSeq and is a predicted model, not a curated record. The coding region runs from base 194 to 2086 and encodes 630 amino acids.
CAAAAGAAAACAUGACAGUCACCUGACAACGUGGUACCCAGCCAUCCAGCUAAAAGGGUCAGAGGCAACAGCUGAUGAAUAUCAAGAAAUUCCUUUACUACAAAAGGGCAGAAGAGUUGACCAUAUUUGACACCUGUGCAACAUGUAAUGGGGAGAGACUACUAAGCGAGGAGAAACAACAGGUCAUGAAAAUAUGGAGAACAAAUGGUUUUUGUCAAUGAUUCUGGAUGAAUUUAGAAGUGGAAAAAUUAACCUAGAAAAAACUCACAAAUUACUUGAAAAAUUAGACAUUCAGUGCAGUUAUGUUCAUGUGAAAUCUAUCUUUAAGGAUAAUGACAGGCUGAAGCAAGGAAAGAUCACCAUAGAAGAAUUUAGAUCAAUUUAUCGGAUUAUUACACACAGAGAAGAAAUUGUUGAGAUUUUCAACACAUAUUCUGGUAACCGGAAACUUCUUUUUGAAAACAACCUGGUUCAAUUUUUGAUACAAGAACAGUAUAUACUUGACAUGAAUAAAACUAUUGCUUUUGAGAUCAUCAAAAAAUAUGAACCUAUUGAAGAAGUUAAGAAAGCACACCAGAUGUCAUUUGAAGGUUUCAUAAGAUACAUGGGUUCAUCUGAAUGUCUAAUAUUUAAACCUGAUUGUGGAAGAGUUUAUCAAGAUAUGAGUCAUCCAUUAAAUGAUUAUUUUAUUUCAAGUUCACAUAAUACAUACUUGAUAUCUGACCAGUUACUGGGACCAAGUGACCUUUGGGGAUAUGUAAGUGCCCUUGUGAAAGGAUGCCGUUGUCUGGAAAUUGACUGCUGGGAUGGAUCACAAAAUGAACCUAUCGUAUACCAUGGUUAUACCCUCACCAGCAAGCUUUUGUUUAAAACUGUUAUCCAAGCAAUACACAAAUAUGCAUUCUUAACAUCUGACUACCCAGUGGUGCUCUCUUUAGAAAAUCACUGCUCCCCUUCUCAACAAGAAGUGAUGGCAGACACUUUGCAGUCUGUUUUUGGAGAUACCUUGCUUUCUGAUAUACUUGAUGAUUUUCCAGACAAACUACCUUCACCAGAGGCAUUAAAAUACAAAAUAUUAGUUAAGAACAAGAAAAUAGGAACCUUAAAGGAAACCCAUGACAGAAAAGGUUCUAAUAAGCAUGGUCAGGUAGAGGAAUGUGAAGAGAUAUAUCAAGUGGAUGAAACUGAAGGAUCAGAAGCAUUGGCUGGCUCAGAAAACAAUCCAGGAAGGGGAACAGAGAUCAUCACAGCUGGAUUACCACUUUUCACAAAAAGGAAGGUAAAGGUGGCUAUGGCCCUAUCUGAUCUUGUCAUUUAUACCAAAGCUGAGAAGUUCAGAAGCUUUCAGCAUUCAAGACAGUAUCAGCAAUUUAAUGAAAGUAGUUCUAUUGGAGAGACGGAGGCCCGAAAACUUUUAAAGCUGAGAGCCCACGAAUUUGUUCUUCACACCAUGAGGUUCAUUACCAGAAUUUAUCCCAAAGCAACAAGAACAGACUCCUCUAAUUUUAAUCCUCAAGAAUUUUGGAAUAUAGGUUGUCAAAUGGUGGCCUUAAAUUUUCAGACCCCUGGUCUGCCUAUGGAUCUUCAAAAUGGGAAAUUUUUGGAUAAUGGUGGUUCUGGAUAUAUUUUGAAACCACAGUUCCUAAGAGAUAAUAAAACAGAGUUUAAUCCAAAUAAACCACCAAAACAGAGUGAUCCAGUUACACUUACAAUAAGGCUCAUCAGUGGUACCCAGUUGCCUCCCAGUAGCCAUUCUUCAUCUAACAAAGCUGACACACUAGUGGUUCUAGAACUUUUUGGUGUUCCAAAUGAUCAAACAAAACAGCAGACUCGUGUCAUUAAAAGAAAUGCUUUUAGUCCAAGAUGGAAUGAAACAUUCACAUUUAUUAUCCAAGUGCCAGAAUUGGCAUUGAUGCGUUUUGUUGUUGAAAGUCAAAAUUUAAUAGCUGGAAAUGAAUUUCUUGGCCAAUAUACUUUACCAGUUCUAAGCAUGAACAAAGGUUACCGCCGUGUUCCUCUGUAUUCCAAAAUGGGUGAGAGUCUGGAGCCUGCCUCACUCUUUGUUUACGUUUGGUACGUCAGUUAGCAACUAAUAGUGCCCGACAUACUGUAAUAAAACAACCAAAAUGAA